This is a messenger RNA of Caenorhabditis elegans, 1537 nucleotides long. RefSeq names its product DnaJ homolog subfamily C member 21 (gene dnj-17). The record is from RefSeq and is marked reviewed. Bases 5 to 1462 code for a protein of 485 amino acids. Gene Ontology annotation, molecular function: nucleic acid binding; zinc ion binding. NCBI's taxonomy places the organism in Eukaryota, Metazoa, Nematoda, Chromadorea, Rhabditida, Rhabditidae. The transcript has 6 exons.
AGCUAUGAAAUGCCAUUACGAAGUGCUCGAAGUUGAACGCGACGCUGAUGACGAUAAAAUCAAAAAGAACUACAGAAAACUAGCGCUCAAAUGGCAUCCCGACAAAAAUCCGGAUCGCAUCGAAGAGUGUACUCAGCAAUUUAGGCUUCUUCAAGCUGCGUACGACGUUUUGAGUGAUCCACGAGAACGCGAAUUUUACGAUAGACAUAGAGAAAGUAUUCUGAAGGGAAAAAAUACGGAUUUCGAGGAACAAUCCACGGAUUUGUUCCCCUAUUUCACCGCUUCUUGCUAUCAAGGAUAUGAAAACGAUAAAAAUGGCUUCUUCACUGUCUACCGGAAAGUCUUCAAUAUCCUAGUUUCUGAGGAAUAUGAUGCGUACAACGAUUCAACAAUAGUCUAUCCAGAGUUUGGCGACAAGGAUACCGAUUUGGAGCAAACUGUGAAUGGUUUCUACGGUUUUUGGAGCUCUUUUUCGACAACUCGCUCUUUUGCCUGGCUGGAUCAUUAUGAUAUCACACAGGCUUCAAAUCGAUUCGAAUCACGGCAAAUCGAUCAGGAAAAUAAGAAGUUUAGGGAUGUCGGAAAGCAGGAAAGGAACGAGCAAAUUAGGAAUCUGGUCGCUUUUGUUCGAAAACGUGAUCCACGUGUCAAAGCAUAUAGGGAAAUUUUGGAGCAAAAAAAAUUGGAAGCACAUAAGAAACAAGCUGAUAAUCGAAAAAAGCAGAUCGCCAAAAAUCAAGAGCUAGCCAACUCAUAUCUGAACGACAAAGAAGCCGAGGCAGCCCGUCUUGCUCAUUUGAUUGAAGUUAGUCUACAAAUGGCCGAGGAUUACGAUACUUGUAGUGAUGAAUGUGAUGAAGAAGGAGAAGAACUUCCAUAUUGUGUUGUUUGUAGCAAAUCGUUCAAAACUGUAAACGCCAAGUUGAAUCAUGAGAACUCGAAGCAACACAUCCGUCAGCUGAAUGAGCUGAAAAAGCAUAUGAAAGAAGAAGAUUCCACGAUUUUCACCGAAGCAGAACCGAAACCCGACGAAACACCGAAAGGAAAGAAGAAUAAGAGAAAGGAUAGGAAAAAGGGGAAUGGAAUAUUUGAUGUGGAAGAAACAGAAGCAGUAGAAGCCGAGAUUCAGGAAGCGCCGCCCGUGGAAAAUGAGCAGCCGGAGGAAGAGGAAAAGGAAUGUACCCCGGAAGUUGUUAAGAAAGAGAAAAAGAAGAGAAGAGCUGAUAAAAAUCAAAACCCAUCGGCGACAGUAGAGGAAGAAGCACCGAAGUCAACUGAACCAAAAUCUGCAAUUUGUGAUAAAUGCCGUGAGGUAUUCGAUAGCCGGACCAGGUUAUUUGCUCAUUUACAAGAAACCGGACACGCCACGUUGCUCAUCAACAAACCAGGAGAAAAAGGACAGAAGAAGGCGAAAAAUAAGAAGGGACAACGUGGAAAUAAGGGGGAUGAUGAGGAUUGGUGAAACAUUUUUUUUUUGGUAUUUAUUCUUGUUCUAAUUGUUUUGUUUGUGAAAGUUUAAUAAAUAUUUUUCAAAAUU